AUGACGGUUGAUAUAGGUACCCUGCUUGUUGACCCUUAUUCCUCCGCUUGGUCGAGUCACCCUGUUGCCUUUGGAUCGCAAUGUACAGCGACGCAGAUCGCGUCCACUUCGUUCUAUAGCAGUCAUCGUAUGCCGUCUGCUGUCCAGUCACACUCAUCUCCGGCCGACUUCAGUACACUUCCUGGCCAGAUGUCCGUCGUCUCUGUCAUGGGAUUGUUCCGGAUCUUUGGAUGUCACCCAUUAGAGGGUGUACCUGGCACCACCGUUACCGUGUCGCUUAAUCUGUCGACCAAGACGUGUAACGCGAUCUUCUUGCGUUUAGUCGUCGGACGGAAGGCUCUGAGCACGUCUGUCCGGCACCUGCCCGACCGCUUCGGAGCGUGGGAGUUGCAGUCGACCAUCCCACAAGAUGAAGUGUCAGGUCCAACCGCGGUCCCUCUCUCCGUGCAAGUCUUGGAUAGCGCGAACCAGGUGUUGGACUCCGUGACGUUCGGCAAUUUCACUUAUCUCCCUCCUGCGUCAGGAAGCCGGUCUGUAGCGCCCGUCAAGUACGAAACCGCUGAAUAUACGCUUAACUCCAAUGUGCCCCUGAUGAUACGCCGAUCUAUCAGCAUGGCUGAUUCUGCCACCCAUGCGACUGUAUCGGUCCCCUCGUACUCCCCCUUGUACGUCUCUCGUACGUCCAGCAGUAGCCGAUCGCGGGAGACUAAGCGUGGGCAGUCAAGUCGGCAAACAAGGAAACACCUGAACCAGGGCCGGCGUCUCCGCUUCAGCGACGACGCUUCCAGCUCUGAGCGUGCCCACCUCGAGAUUUUGACUCCGUUUGAUAGCAUGUGCAAGGACUGGGAUGAGGAGGAGCUACGUAGCAGUCGUCGUCUCGUCCGGUUCACGCGCGUGCAGGAAGGAUUCACGAUCAAGGUCUCCUGCGAGCGUGUCAGGAUCAAAGAGUAUACCGAGGGCGAUGUCGUGAUUUCCUGCAUCUACCGCGCCGAAACCGAUCACUGCUUCGUGACGUCGGUUGACAUCAUCUACCUGCUGGAGCACCUGGUGGGGGAGGAGUUUGAUAUCGAGGAGAAAAACAGGAUCCGGCGCAACCUGGAGGGCUUUCGGCCUCAGACCAUCUCGAAGAAUAGGGUUGAGUCGAACGAUUUUUUCACCCAGAUCAUGGGCUUCCCGCCACCGAAACCGCGCAAUAUCGAGAAGGAUCUCAAGGUGUUCGAGUGGAAGAUCUUAUCGCAAGCAUUGGUCAAGAUCAUCGCAAAAUAUUCGCUCUCCGCGCCGGUUUCGGAGCACGCUGGUGGUCGCAUUUCUAUGGCUCCAGAGAAGAGGACACCGUCAAGCCGGUCGUCGUUGAGGUCGCCGCCUUUGCCCGAUCCAACGUAUUCUCGAGACUCAAAUGACCUCAUGUUGCCUAAUGCCCUGGGGAGCAGCUCGUAUAUAUCCGCGCCAGAAAGUGACGAUGCAGCUUCCGUGACUUCACACCACGAUCACGCCCUGCCCUUCACCAACUCGGGUGAGAGCCCAGGAUUGUGCAGUACACCCCACGUAGGAUCGCCGUCGAGCAUGUUCUCAAGCUCAUCCCAUUCUCCUGCGGUAUUGUGCGACCCUGCAUGCAAACCGACCUUCGUCAUCAACUCUCAGAGUGGGUUGUGCCAGGCCGUCAUCGUUUCCUCUGACGCACUUUCGCUCACGGGCAACCCGUGUUCGUCGGAAGGCUUCCAGCUCCACAACAAUAUUUCGGCGUUCGACUCCUUGGAGUUCCAAUAUUUUGGCGAGCACAAACUGGCUGACCCAUAUUAUUAG
Molecule: messenger RNA, 1803 nt
Organism: Sparassis crispa
Lineage: Eukaryota; Fungi; Basidiomycota; Agaricomycetes; Polyporales; Sparassidaceae
Exons: 4
Coding region: 1-1803 (600 amino acids)
Cellular component (GO): nucleus
Source: RefSeq, a predicted model, not a curated record